AUGGAAGACGAUGAUCCAGGAAGUGGCGAUUCAUGUUGUGGAGCAUCAAAGACAGUGAGAGUAAAUAGUGGAGAAACUGCAGCUUUCCAUUGUGAAUAUUCAAAGGAUCAAAGGUAUUUUAGAAAGAUUAUAUUCAAAACUGAAAAUGACAUCAUUGAUGAGGUGAUCUCCACUACUGACAAAUUGUAUCAGAAAGAAAGAUUGAGCAUCUAUGAUAACAGACAAAACCUCUUCAGUGUGAAAAUCACUGCUGUGACACCAGAUGAUGGAGGAGUUUAUUUAUGUGGAGUUUGGAUCAACAGACACUCGUACAGUUACUCCAUUAUUAAUACUGUUCAUCUACAUAUUAUUAGUAAGUAUAAAGUGGGCACGUCUAGUGUGAGCAGCUACUCAGGAGGUGGUCUGGUGAUCAAGUGUGAACAUCCUCAAUACAAAACCAAACCAAAAUACAUCUGUAAAGAAUCAGACGGAUGUUCAGAGAGGAAGAAUCCAGGAGUUCAGGAUGAAUGGAUGGAGAAUGGAGAUGUUUCUUUAUAUGACGACACCAGAGCAGGAGUCUUGAUGGUGUUUUUUAGAGAGCUGAAAGCUGCAGAUGCAGGAACAUACAGGUGUGGAGUGAAAGAAUCUGACUAUACUGAGAGCUUCACUGAACUACAGCUGAGCGUCAAACACGAUGCAAAAUAUCCAAACAGCAUGACUGAAUCUGUGUAUCUUGGUGGAGAAGUCAACAUCUCCUGUCAGAUCCCAGAGAAACAUAAAGUUCAUUUCUGUAAAGAGGAUAAUAAUCACAUCUGCCAGAACAUCAGCUCAUCUAAAGUGACAGAAAUGAGUGGUUCAUCAGAGAGAAAUGAAGAGAGAGUUGUUACAGUGAGCAUCAGUAAUGUGAGUGUGAGAGAUGCUGGAGUUUACUGGUGUGGAGCAGAAACCAGAGACACAUAUCUGACUUUCAUCUCCCUGACCACUAAAAUACAGCUCAACCUCAUCAGUGAGUCCAUUCAGAUGAUUUCACUGUAA
Messenger RNA from Cyprinus carpio (common carp), 1014 nucleotides. RefSeq names its product polymeric immunoglobulin receptor-like. The transcript is spliced from 3 exons. The coding region runs from base 1 to 1014 and encodes 337 amino acids. The record is from RefSeq and is a predicted model, not a curated record. Lineage: Eukaryota; Metazoa; Chordata; Actinopteri; Cypriniformes; Cyprinidae.